UGGAGCUAUAAGCUGUGAAGUGUGCCUGACAUACGAUUUACCUUUUUUAAACACUUAACGCCAAUCUACAUAUGAGUAAAAGGAUAACACCAAUCAAGCGCAUCCUGGAAUUGCACUGCAGAUCAAACUGUGGACGGCUUUUCUCACAUUUUGUCACAUUCAAAUACUAAAGAAAGACCUAACUUGAUGGAAUAACGAGUUUUGAAUCGAAAAUAUGGCAAAGAUAUUAUUACAUCUGGUGCAUUUGUUAUUAUUUUUAAAUUCCAGUAUUGGAGAAGUUUCAUCCGUGGAGCCAUCCGACAUGACGCAGCACGGCAGCAAUAUCGAACAGGCUACGGAUCACUCUUCCGCGCGCGAAACCGCAUCUCGGGACAUGGUCUCAAUCAAUAUGUUCAAACUCUAUGAAAAGUACAGUAAGGAGCCUCACCGUUAUCGAGACGGAAAUACCGUGAGAAGUUUUAAAGCUAUUCCAAGAGUCUACGCGAACAGCGUGUGGUUCCAUUUCAACCUGUCGACCAUCCAGGAGUCGGAGGUCAUCCUGUCCGCCACAUUCCACUUCCUGGACCAGCGUCCCCGCCACCGGCCCUGGAUCUGCCGGCGCUCCCGAAACGCUUCCUGUCGCCUCCAGCAGCUUCCCCCGUCCCAGCUCCUCUUCAGAGGAACGUCCCCGAACUCUGCCUUUGCCUCCCCGUUGGGCAACGUCACCCUGCCCCCUCCCAAGAGAGGAUCCUGGCAGACAAGGGAAGUCUCUGGUGUAGUCAAAGAGGCCCAAGUCCUGGGAGAGCUCCUCAUCUCUGUAGAGUUUGACUUUGGGGUGAUGCCCCAGAGGAACCAGGAGCGCCUCUCUCCAGCCAGCCUACCAUACGUCCUGGUGUAUGCCAACGACAUGUCCAUAUCUGAGCCCAACAGCGUGGCCAUGACCUUGCAGAGGUACGGGCCUUUCCCUUCAGGCGAGGAGCCCACCCGGUCCCCCAAUGCAUCUCCUCCAGCCUCCAGGCUGAAAAGAGAAGCAGUGUCCCCCCUGGACCAAAUACAGAACAAUGACCUGCCUGAAGUCCAGUUUCACACCCUGAAGAACCAUGAACUAUGGGAGAGCACUUAUUUUGCUCCCAAGAUUAAGCCCUCAAUGAAACAUGGGCGAAAGCAAGGCCAGGACAGCAGUGACGGCUUGAAUAAGCCCCAGGUGCUGAGCUUUGAUGAGAGAACCAUGAAAAAGGCUCGCAGGAGACAGUGGAGUGAGCCCAGGGUCUGCGCCCGACGCUACCUGAGAGUGGACUUUGCAGACAUCGGCUGGAGCGAGUGGGUGUUAGCCCCGAAAGCCUUUGAUGCCUACUACUGUGCAGGCACCUGCAGAUUUCCUAUUCCAAAGGUUCUCCGGCCCUCGAACCACGCCACCAUCCAGAGCAUUGUGAGGGCGGUGGGAAUCGUUCCCGGCAUUCCGGAGCCCUGCUGUGUUCCGGACAGGAUGAGCUCUCUGAGUGUUCUCUUCCUGGACCCCAGCCGGAACAUGGUGCUGAAGGUUUACCCCAACAUGUCUGUGGAGACCUGUGGCUGCCGGUAGAACCACCCGGGAAAGAGCCUCAAUGCAUAAAUGCAUAAAAAAGAUGACAAUGAAUCAGACAGAGUGGAGCAGGAGAGACAUUCAGUCAAUAGAGUACAAAAAUAAAUGCAUCUUUGGAUGAGACUACAAUGGAUGAACUCGCCAUGGAGGGAGAUAUGGAUUAUAGACAAGGGUUUUACAGGUGGUGGGAUGCAGAGAACGCUAUGUCUGACCCUCCGAUGAGUGUGAUUCACACAGGAUUUCCUCUGUCAUUCAGCAGCUCGACUGUAGGUGAAUUGGGGACUGUUUGACUAACUAUCAGUUCCAAGCCUUCAGCCAUCCAGAGCUGGCUCUUGAUCUAUACCCAGACUCCAGAGUAACUCAAAUACUGGACCCUAUUACCAUAUACUGCACUUAGACUAUUGGACUUAAGUCUUCCUACGGCACCAGACUCAAAAGCUCAACCUCUGUAAAUAAUCUUGUAACUAAUACAACUAAAUGGGCAUUUUUUUUGUAAAUAAUUGAUGGAAUCCUAAACUAUGCUUUGCCUGUCGUUUAUGUAGUGUUCACUAGGUGUUUGAAAUAAUCUGCUAAGAUAAAUGGUUAAUGCAUGAGAGAUUGUACUAUUUUAAUAAAUAAUUCCAUAUCGUUUUCUGACUGUAUGCAUACUGUGGUCAUCUUAUAGGUACUCACUGUGGAAUAUCAAAUGUAAUGGUUGCAUUAGUUUGAAUUAGGGAUCGGCUGUCAUCAUUUUCAAAGAAAAGGGAGAUACGCAGCACAUUGCUGCCACCUGCUGUUUUGAAAUAGAAAAUAGUUACAAAAUUGCCAUUUUUGAAGAUGUGGACCUGAGAUUUAUUGUUUUGAUGUUAUUGAUGAAACAAUUCACCACUAGUGCACAAUUAUUACAUCUGACAUUUUCAACAUCAUACUGUAUGUACAGUUGAUUAAUGUAAAACUACCACAAAGGUGUUGAGAAUAUUGUGCUAUGUAACUUCUAUUUCCCCAUUACAGUUUUUCUCAAUCGCUUUGGCUCAUUUUCUGAAACUGUCUGAACAUUCUCUAAACUGUAAGUACAAUUGUCACAACUGUUUUAUGGGACAUCACAACUCUAUUGCACCUCUGCAAAAAUGUAGUAACUCACCCAAAACAUUUCAUUCAUGCUUCAAAACCUAAUUACUGUGUCAGUGAAUUGGCCAAUGCCACCAAAAUGAAAAAAAAUGUUGUCAUCGUGUGAGCCAUACUGGUCAAAAUGUUUAGAUGUUUUUUCACCAUGACAGUCAACCCUGGAAAUGUUUGUUAUACACAUUUCAGUUUUGUUCUACUUUUUUUGUAGACACUGACUGCUUAAUAUAAAAUACAAGAAUGUCAGUUUUGUCUAGCUGAAUGCUAUUGUGUAUCACACUGAGCUUUUUAGAUACCGACUUCAACAGUAGAUAAAAGUUUACUGGGAAAAGUCAAUACUGUACAUUUGUAUGUAUACAGUAUAAAAAAAACAAUUGUAGCAAUGUGUUACAUGUAAACAGAAAAUUCACAUUUGCAUGUUCAUUUUUACAUAUUUCUUACAUGUAAAGUCAUACACAGUGAACAGAAAAGUUGACACAAAAUGGUAGUUCUGUAAAAAAAACUAUCAAUUGUACCUCCUCGCAGUACGUAACACUACAAGUUCCCACCUUCUUGGUGGACAUCCUGUCACUCUUGUUGGCCUGGCAGGUCCUUUUCCAAUUUAGCAGACAUCACAAACAAUCCAUGUCAUAGAUAUUUAUGGAAUAUACAUGUAUGUCUGACAGAUUUUGAUCAUUCAAAUGGAUCAUUUGGCACGUGAUGGCUCACACGAUGAAAGAAUGCUUAGAAGUUGUGAAGAGUAUGACAGUUUCACUGAGAAUCAACUCGUCAGUUUUGAUCAGCCAUGUGCAUGUAGUUAUUGUGCAAAUUGUAGACAAUUGUACUUACUCUUUUGCACACGUGCCAAAACACGUGCAAUUUGCUUAAAAGAAAAGGAAAUUCAAAUCUGGUGUGAACAAGAAAGUAACUGUUCAGAGAUUUGUUUUGAAAAAAAUAAUUCUCGUUCGAGAAUUGAGCCAAAGCCAUUGAGAGAAACUGUAAUUGAAUUGUGAAUAUGUCCGUUUUUUAUCGUUUCUGCUUAAAUUGCCAAAAUAUUGCCUAGAUUGACUGUAAACUUAAAUGGAAAUAAACUGAAUAGAACAUAAAGUAUAGUUUGUAUAAUGAAAAACAUGGAA
This is a messenger RNA of Oncorhynchus nerka (sockeye salmon), 3777 nucleotides long. RefSeq names its product growth/differentiation factor 10-like. Gene Ontology annotation, biological process: positive regulation of osteoblast differentiation. Bases 215 to 1561 code for a protein of 448 amino acids. Lineage: Eukaryota; Metazoa; Chordata; Actinopteri; Salmoniformes; Salmonidae. Gene Ontology annotation, cellular component: extracellular region. The transcript has 3 exons. Gene Ontology annotation, molecular function: growth factor activity; cytokine activity. The record is from RefSeq and is a predicted model, not a curated record.